Messenger RNA from Capronia epimyces CBS 606.96, 1623 nucleotides. RefSeq lists its product as uncharacterized. The transcript is spliced from 2 exons. Lineage: Eukaryota; Fungi; Ascomycota; Eurotiomycetes; Chaetothyriales; Herpotrichiellaceae. Gene Ontology annotation, molecular function: DNA binding; RNA binding. The coding region runs from base 1 to 1623 and encodes 540 amino acids. Gene Ontology annotation, cellular component: nucleolus. The record is from RefSeq and is a predicted model, not a curated record. Gene Ontology annotation, biological process: ribosomal large subunit biogenesis; ribosomal small subunit biogenesis.
AUGGCCAUUCCAACUGAUUUGCAACAGGAAAGGUUGAAGAGCCAUGCACGUGCCUUCGACAGUCUCUUGUCACUCAUCCCGGCAAAUCUCUAUCAUGGAGGAGAUGUCAGCGAUCAAUGGCUUCGCAAAAAGCAGACCCCAGAGCAAAAGCGGGCCGCAAAAAUGGCAAAGCUGGAUCCAGACAAUUGGAAGAGCGCAAAAGAUGUGAUGGAAGAGAGGACAGCCGCCGCGCUGAAACGAAAGCGAGACGAGGGUGAAGACGCAGAAAGCGAUGCGUCUCUGGUAGACGACACACCUGGAUCAGAACAACCAAAGGCCACACAAGAUACUCAAGCCAUUGCGUCCAAAAAGCGGAAAAUUGAAGCCAAACCCACGAACCCGACAGAUGAGACAUCCAAAACUGAAGAGACAGAGGAAGACAGAAGACGUCGUAAAGCACUGCAAAAGGCUGCAAAGAGGGAGCGGAAGAGAGAGAAAAAGGUCAAAGCUAAGGAGAAGCUGGAAAGACAAAAGGCUAAGAAGACGGAGGUACAGCUCACUGACGGCCUUGCAACUGCAGCCGAUAAAAAGACGCCAAAAGAGGUUCAUCUGAAAGAGCCUCUCAGUUUAAACGUCCAGAAGUCAAAACCUGAACACCCCCCUCACGACCAAGAAUCAACUGCUUCAUCUGACGCAGAUCAGCCGGAAGUUUUUUCUCCCCAGCACGAAUCUGCAACCUCUUCUACUUCUUCUGUCCAGCCUGCAGCAAUUGACGAGACAACUGAAUCGGAACAACCGGAACCAAAGCCUCAACAACAGCCUCAGCCAGCAUCCUCCAACCCCGAUACAUCCCAAACCCCCCGAGAACGUCUCCAAGCAGCAAUCUCACAGCUCCGUGCAGGGCGAAAGGCGGAUGGCGCCGACGGUCGCCCUCCAAAGAAUCGACAGGAACUACUGGAGCAGCGCCGCCAAAAGGAAGAAGAGAGAAAGGCUGCCAAGAAAGAACAAAAACGGCGAGAGAGAGAGGAAGAGGCUCGGCGACAAGAUGAAGAGCUAGAACGACGGUUUUCGCCAGGCGGUUCAGGCUCUCUUCUUGCCUCACCCCGAUCGCCCGUCAUCGGCGACAAUUCAUCCUUAACCUCCGGUUCCAACAACUUCAAUUUCAGUUAUGGUCGGAUCGCCUUUGAAGAUGGGACCCGAUUUGAUCCUGUCACCGCCGAAGUUGUAGAGGACCACAAGAAGAAAGGACCGCGAGACCCUGCGACUGCGCUGAAAACGGCCCUGGCCAAGAAGGAGCGACUAACUAGUCUGGACGAGCAAAAGCGUCUCGAAAUUGAGCAGAAGGACAUGUGGCUGAAUGCCAAAAAACGCGCUCACGGGGAGCAUGUCCGCGACGACACCAGUCUGUUGAAGAAGGCAUUGAAGAGACAACAGGGACAGAAGAGGAAGAGUGAACGCGAAUGGACCGAGCGUCUUGAGGGUGUGCAGAAAGCGCAGGAGGCCAAGCAGAAGAAACGAACGGUCAAUCUGGCCAGAAGGAAGGAGGAGAAGCAUUCCGGCGGCAUCAAGAAGGACAAGAAAAUCAAGAGGCCUGGGUUUGAAGGCAGCUUCAAAGGACGGACUGGCGGGAAACGAAAGUCAUGA